AUGGAACAAGACUACAAGAGAAACGGAACCGCUUCCGACACCAUCAGUAAACGAGAUAAGAGGAGGAACAACAUUGCAACCCGGUUGCAUAAACUAGAGCUGACGUUUAAAAACGAUCGAGAUAUAUUUUAUCGCAAUAGUUUACAUGAAUUACAGAAUAAAUUAGCAAGUCUACAACAGGGCACCAACGAAGAAUACGUGACAAAGAAAUUACAAUUGGAAGAAACUAGAGAUUAUGAGUUGACGAAAUUGCGUCUUUGGGAGGAAUACCAGGUCAAGAGUAUUGAAAUGGAGUAUAAUCAAGCCUUACAAAAGGCAAAGGAGAACCACGACAAGAUGAUCAAGUUGAUCAAGGAGAAACUAUACGAUAAGCUACAGAAACAGAUAAAGACUUUGAAAGAGGAUAAAUAUUUGUUGAAUCUUUUGAAUAGUAAUAGCUAUAAUCAUGAUGAGGGUGGCAAGAAUAGAGACAAUGAAACACUAGCGGCAGCCAUGGGGUUGAAUGUUCACGAUAGGAGAUCUCUAAGGAAAAGAGGCGAGUACUUGGGUCGUUUUGCAACAGGGGAAAUGGACGACCUAUCAGAUGGAGGAGGUGGUUUGAAUGGCAAUAUGUCAUCGGCACAAAAUGGAUCUGGUUAUAUAUCGCUGGGUAAGAGAAGAAGACUUCACACAACGAGAUAUUCAUCAAACGACGAAGUAUCGAGUAGCACGGCAAGUGCUAAACCUUGGCAUCACAAUGGAAAUACCAGCUCUGCUGCUCAUCAUAGCUCAAUAUACGCCCACAAUAGGUCGAAUGGUGGAGUCAACAGCGGAUAUGAAUCUAACUUUAGUGAUAAAGAUUAUGAUGCAUUAAACACGUUUAUCAUGGAGAACGAGGAUGGCGUAAAGUCUCUAAUUUACGACGGCAAUGGUUUAAAUGGUGAUGAUGGAAAUCAUAAUAGCUACAAGGUGCAGACACGUGGAUCGCAUAAACAGUUUGUUGGUCCACAAGGUUUGAAACCGGAAGAAUUGAAUGAUGAUUUGGUACUACUACGCACUGCAAUAGUAAAGAAGGAAAAGUAA
Messenger RNA from Lodderomyces margitis, 1062 nucleotides. RefSeq lists its product as uncharacterized. Gene Ontology annotation, molecular function: histone deacetylase binding. Lineage: Eukaryota; Fungi; Ascomycota; Pichiomycetes; Serinales; Debaryomycetaceae. The transcript is spliced from 2 exons. Gene Ontology annotation, cellular component: Sin3-type complex. Gene Ontology annotation, biological process: negative regulation of transcription by RNA polymerase II. The coding region runs from base 1 to 1062 and encodes 353 amino acids. The record is from RefSeq and is a predicted model, not a curated record.